Messenger RNA from Anopheles arabiensis, 4624 nucleotides. Its product is annotated as frequenin-1. Bases 788 to 1351 code for a protein of 187 amino acids. The transcript is spliced from 7 exons. Gene Ontology annotation, molecular function: calcium sensitive guanylate cyclase activator activity; calcium ion binding. The record is from RefSeq and is a predicted model, not a curated record. NCBI's taxonomy places the organism in Eukaryota, Metazoa, Arthropoda, Insecta, Diptera, Culicidae.
UAGAAACUGUAAGUCAUUGUCUGAUAUCAAGUCAGUGAUAGGUGUACGAUAUUGUUGUUAUACUCGAAAAUUUUGAUAGAGUUUAGUCUACUGCUUAUUUCAAUAAACAUGUCGUCUGGCGCAUGAAGCGUUUAAUGUUUAUUUUUUGUUUCAAGUUUUAAGGUGCAAACAAGUGGAUAUGCAGUGGCAGUAGAUACUAAGAAGUCUUUAAAAUGUGUCUUUACUCGUUAAAUAAUAAAAUUGUGAACCCUAUUUGAUACUCUUGGUAAUGAUUAGCUAAAUGGGUUUCACAUAAAGUGCAGUUUGUUUACAAUGACAUUAGCUUGUGCUCAUAAACGAAGAAGCUAUAGUUAUAUUCCAGUCAUCGGCUGGUCAAUCUUAACAUUCUUAUCGUGAAAACGGAGCAUCUCAGCAAUAAACCUGUCAAUCUAUUACAUCCCACGACGAGCCAACCAUUAUUCGUUUUCCAGAAAAGUGUGUAUAUGAGUGUGUGAGUCUGGUAAUGGUUUGUCGAGUCGGAAUGCAAUCCAUAAAGUUUUUUGAUAGUGAAUUUACGUGAUAUAUUAAUAUUGAGAGUGAGUCAGAAACGAGUGAUGAGUGAGAAAAAUAUAUAACAUUGAAAACAGUGCUGUGGUUACAAUCGUAUAAAAAACUAGCAUAAAUCUAAUAAAAGAACAAAUUUAUUUCCCUUAAAACCAAUAUUCAAAACCACUUUAAAGUAACGUUUUUGUGUUAGACACGACUAAAAACGCACUACAACGAAAAGGUACAACAACUAAUCGCAGCAAUGGGAAAGAAAAACUCCAAACUAAAACAAGACGCCAUCGAUCGUCUGACGACAGCAACGUACUUUACAGAAAAAGAAAUUCGACAAUGGCAUAAAGGAUUUUUAAAGGACUGCCCCAAUGGUUUAUUAACAGAACAGGGAUUCAUUAAGAUAUAUAAACAAUUUUUCCCUCAAGGCGAUCCAAGCAAAUUUGCAUCCCUCGUCUUCAGAGUAUUCGAUGAAAAUAACGAUGGAUCGAUAGAAUUCGAAGAGUUUAUAAGAGCUCUUUCAAUAACUUCAAGAGGAAAUCUGGAUGAAAAGUUACAUUGGGCGUUUCGAUUGUAUGAUGUAGACAAUGACGGUUUCAUAACACGGGAUGAAAUGUAUAAUAUUGUUGAUGCAAUAUAUCAAAUGGUGGGUCAGCAGCCACAAAGCGAGGACGACAAUACACCACAAAAGCGAGUGGAUAAAAUAUUUGACCAGAUGGAUAAAAACCACGAUGAUCGAUUGACUCUGGAAGAGUUUCGUGAAGGCAGCAAGGCAGAUCCAAGGAUUGUACAGGCGCUAAGUUUAGGCGGUGAUUAACCAAAACACACAACGCGGGAGGAGGAGGAAAUCCCGCCUCGUUCAUAUUGCUACAAUGCGCAUAUGAACAUCAAGAUUACUCACUGCAACGCAGUGUUUGUAAGGAUUUUAACCUGAAAAAUGUUUUAUAACCCAUUCAUCUUUCUGCACAACAAACCACUUGGAGUUUAAGCUUCAUUGAAUUUAACAUCUAUUAAUGCAUAACUUUCAUUAGGUUUAAUGUUUGAACAAUAACCCUAGGCAAUGUUUGACACAAAACUGAUUACUUUGUUUGUAUUUUUUCAUUUUAUUUAUUAUAAUUAGCAUAAAUAUUUAUAAGAAUUUAUUAGUUUCGGUUCAUCAUACAUCUGUUCAAAAAUACAACCACACAAUAUAUGCGUGUGCAAUAGCUAAAUUUAUUGAAAAUUGUAAAACUAACGCAGGCCAUACUCUUUUUGAUAUUGCAAGCAAUGUGUAAUGAAUAUUGAAACUACAACACUUAACCAAAGAUUCGUGCGCAGCACGUUAUAUGAUGAACAAUGUGAAAACAAUCGAUAAAAAAUUACUAGCAAUCAAUUUACUAUAAAAAUGUUGCCAGCUUAUAGUGCAGAUGUGCUAAACCAAUUCUGAUUGUUCGUGAAACUCGUGUUGUCCAGCUCACUUCUAGUGAAGUUAUGUAGCACAAUCAUAUUACAAAUCUUUAGACAGACAACAUUUAGAUACUAAUACAUUAACAUGCUUGAAGAAGAAAAUGUAUUACUAUGAAUCACAGCAAUUAAAUUAUUGAUAAUCUUACAUAAAAGGCAAUCAACGUAUGCCAAAUGUUAAUCAAAUAGAAGCAUUCAUAGCUUUUACAGGAUUUAAAUAUUGACAACGAACCCAUUAUAUUAUUUAUCAGACAUUUUGCCAAAUAUUGCCAGUUAAUCUAUCAGUUAACAAUUAGUACAGCGCCUACCAUUAUAAUAUCGACAGUCGUUUUUUGCGAUUCACAUGAAAUAUGGAAGAUAUAAAUGAAAACUGCGAAAGAAAUGGACAAAAUGUAAUUUGACAUCCUUGCAUAUCAUUUUUUUUUUAAACAAAUAGCAAACGACUUUUUCCGGAAAAACAAAUUUACUGUGAUGAUUUUUAUUAACAGCAUUAUUCACAUACCGAGUAUAGUUCUUCUUUUGGCUCAACAACCGUUUUUGGUCAAAGCCUGUCUGUACCACUUGUGGGGUUGGCUUUCAAUGACUUUUGGAUUACCCCCCAUAACAGGAUAGUCUGUCCUACGUAUGGCAGCACGGUCUAUUUGGGGCUCGAACCCAUAACAAGUUAUUCGGAGGAUAGUUAUCUGUUUUAUUUGUGUAGAUACUGGCUUCAAACCUCAUGCAAAUUCACAAAAACCUCAUGAACAUUUCGGUUUUUUAUGGAUAAUGUGCCAACUAAAAAGCACUUAAUAAAUAGUUGGCAGUCAAUCGAAAUUCAAUCAGUGAGUUUAGACUGUACAUAAAUUUAUGCGUGAUUUUUCGCAAAAAUUUUAAUAUAUCGGCUCAAUUCUGUUUGCCGGAAGCAUAGCUAACGAAUGUCAUCUACGACGACUGAGGAAAGUUUUCCGAUGAGUGGUCCAAGGAACUGUCUAGGAAGCCACUUAGUCCGAAGAUAGGUGUCCUACUUUAGGAAGCCACUACUGCAGGUUCGGAUUCAUGAUGGCAUUUUCAUGGCAGCAACAACAUUCUUUUAGGGGAUACGGGUCAUGUCGGACACACAGUUACACAGUCCAGCUUGGAAUGUUUUGAAAAUCAUGUUAAUGAACUUAAAAAUGUUUGUGAUGCAAAUAUAUUCUAGUACAGUACGGCUUUAAGAACUGUUCCAGGAUCGAUCAAUUCCAGAGUCUAAUUCAAUUCCAGGACCGGUAUGGGAUCGAGAUCUAUUCCACGACUGUGGUAUGGUGUCAUAUUAAAAUUCAUGCAUAUUUUGCAAAUGUGCAUAUUAUUAUUCCAAUAUGUUUUUCAACAGCUGCCAAAUGUUGAAUCUGCAUAAUGAUGAAAUUUCAGUUCUUAUAUACACUCUCCAAUAAUAUUUUAUUUGUAUUUUUGUACAAUUUUUAUUUGCAGUAAUUAUUACAAAAAGCCAGUGGACUUUUUAGUUAUGCUACGGUCCUAAAUUGAUUUUCUCGUAAUAAUAAGUCAUUUUUUUCAUAAAAAUUUGAAAAAUAUUACAUAAACAUGUGAAAUAGCAUUGUUAACAAAUUAUAAAUCUAUUGUCCUUGCAGUUACCGUAUGUGAUCUAUUGAUUGAUUAUUUUGCAACAACAUAAUUUGAGUGAAGAAAAUAAAGAAUGAAAGAAAUUAUAGAAAAACUUAUCUUCAUUUUUCCACUCUAUCUUACAAAAUAUUCAAACAUAUUUGAUACGCUCUUGAAAUUAAAAAAAAAUAUAUAGUAAAAAAUUGUAUGACUCUAUCCCUCUAUUUUUGGACAAAUUACAAGCCCAUUAUUUAUAAUAAUAAAAAAAACAAUAUUUUCGAAGUGAUGGUAUUGUUUUGUAACGUCACUAAAUUGUUUUUUUUUCGGAAAAAGUCGUGUUCAAAAUUUGAAAAAAUAUGCAAAGGCGUUAAACCAUGUAUUGCCUAAAUCAUAAUUUCAUAGUUUUUUUACUGUUGCAAAUUGCAUACAAAUAUAGUAGGCGUUGUAUUACAAAAUCUUCAGUUCAUAAAAACCGCAUUAGGCGGAAAAUGUCAAUAACAAUCGGUUGGUUAGUUCUGACUGUUUUCAUACAAGAUAUCCGGGUCGUUGAACUAGGCAGCAGAUGAAAUUUAAAAUGAAGAAUAUAUAUUAAUAGGUAUGGUAAAUUCAAACACAAGGCGACCGAUUAAAUUUCAUACAGUAUUUACAAAAUAAUGGCAACUAUUUACAACAAUAUGACACCGUCUGAAGUACGUUAAUAUUUCACGUACAAGUGAUAAGACAGAAGUUUUUACGUUUACGAACAACAAUCAACUACUUUAAAUUUUAAGAUAUAAUGUUCAAACAAACAAGAAUAAUUUUAUUUUUUCAAGUUUUCUCAUGAUGUUCUAGUAUUCUCAUGGUAUUAUAUUCUGGUAUUCUAUAUGAUGUAAACAUCUAAUUUAUCACAAUUUAAUUGCUUAAUAAGUACUUAACCCACGAAAAUGAUACUUUUUUAAUUAUUAUACAACAUUAUUUUCCCGACUAACAUACUUAUUCCGUUCAACAAAUCCAGUGUUUCAGAAGUUUUUACGAAAAGCUGAUGCUGACAUUAAAUAUAUUUAAAUAACAUGUUAUAACUAUUAAAAUUAAA